GGGCGGGCGCUUUCCGCGCCUCCCCGCUAGUGCCAGCCCCGAUCGUCGUCGACCCUCGAGCCUGAGGCAGCCAAGGGACCUGGGGGGAGGACCAUGGAGCUUGCCUCAGCGGGCGUGCAGCGCCGCGCCUGAGGCUGGGCCGCGCCUCCGGUAGCGCCAUGGAUAGCCGGUGCUAUGGAUGCGCGUCCAAGUUCUCUGUCUUCAAGAAAGAGUGUGGCUGCAAGAACUGCGGACGGUCGUUCUGCUCGGGCUGCCGGAGCUUCACUGCUGUUGUUCCCCGCUGUGGAAACACGCAGCAGAAGGUGUGCAAGCAGUGUCAUGAAAAACUAACUGGAGAGGGAUCUCAAAGCAGUUCAGCAAAAUGGUCACCACCAGAAAACUACAAAAAGCAUGUAGCAGCUUUUGAGGCUAAGCAAAACCAGCUGAAAGAGCAACAGAAAGCGGCUGCAAAACCCCCAGGUCGAGCAGGCUCCAGAUACCAGGGGCUCUCAAAAGAGGAUAGAGCUAUUGCAGAGAGACUGGAGAGGCUCAGGGAGGAAAGGAAACCGAAGUCCAUCCCUACUCAGGCUGAGAUUGAAGCUAGGCUGGCUGCCCUGAAGGAGGAUGGCCGGGGUCCUAUUCCAUCCACAGAGGAGAUGGAGGAUCGGUUGGCUGUCCUGCAGGGGAGAGAUCCUCCUUCCCAGGCUCGCAGACCUGUACACCAGCCUCCUGAUACCAGAAGUCUGGUCCAGCAGACAGAUGACCUGUUAACUCAACUAUCUGAGGAAGUUGCCAUUGAUGAGCAUUACAGACCAAGAGUUCAGCCUCAAGCUGUUAGUAGCCAAAGUUUGAAUGAUCUCAAUCGAGAAAGUGAAGAUUGUGUUUGCCCUGCAAAUCUGGACCCAAAACAGCUAGAGGAAGAGAAGAACAAACUUCUGGCAGAAGCUGCUGCUGAGCUGCAGGAAGAGAAUACUAGGCAGGAGAAGAUCUUACAGGUUGCCAAGAGACUGGCAGCACUCAAAGGCGAGGACCCAGAGAAAGUUACACUGGAAAACUAUAAACUUCCUGACAGUGAUGAGGAAGUGGCUGAGGAGGAAGCCAUUCGCAGAGUGCUAAAACAGCUCACAGAGGAAGCAGCCCUGGAUGAAGCAAGUGGAUUCAACAUUCCUCCAGAUCAGACCACCCAACCAGGACCCUCACAACAGAACCUGUGUAAGAAAGCAAAGCAAAAGGGCCAGACUCCAACCACCACAGCUCUUGCCAGGGCAGAUAGUGAUGAGGAUGAGUUACCCUGGUGCUGUAUCUGCAACGAAGAUGCCACUUUGCGCUGCCAUGGCUGUGAUGGGGACCUCUACUGCCAGCGCUGUUUUCGGGAAGGCCAUGAUGAGUUUGACCUGAUGGACCACCACACCUCCCGCUAUCAUCUUCCUUGCAAGCAGAAGUGAUCACAUUCUUCAUAAGCAGUAAAGAAGGUGGAGAAUGGGAAAACAGAGGAGCCGGCCAGAUGGGAGGAAGAGUCCAAGUGGAUUUGCAGCCAAAACGGGUGAUGUUUUGGACAGUUAAAGGAUGUGCUGCAAUCUGAGAGAGGUUUGGAGGGCAUAUGACUUUGUCCUCACAAAUACUCCAGAGAAGUGCAUGGUUUGCUGUGUAUGCUUGGGAAUAAAUGAGGAGGUGGAUACGAGUCCAUAAAUACAGACGGUAAGGCAAUGUGGGUUGCAGUAAAGAUGAGUGUUUAAGACAGUACUGACUGGCUGAUAAGUAACUUCCUGCUUUUGCUAACAGCUUACACACUGGUUCAACAGGCAGCAAAGCACUUUGACUGAGAAGACUGUCUACUUUGUGAUCACGUGUGUGAUGAGAACUUUCAAAGUGUAAUAAAAAUUAUUUACAGAGGCCUGUGGUUAAAGUCUCUCCUGGAAACGCCUGAUAGCCCUUUACAAAUUGUUGCCUUCUUAUAAUGGUAUGUUAGUCCUUGUGCCAAGUGGCUUAGGGAAAGAAAUGAAGAAUCAUGAAGUCAUCAAAAAUGUUUCUGUGGUGUGUUUGGAAAAGGUGCAGGGGCUACUCUGCCUUGAUGGGCAGUGUUGCUCAGUUGAAGGAUCCUUUGUAAAGGAUACGCUGAUACACAGUGUUGUGAUCUGCAUUGGCUGUGCCAAGGUCAUGUGGUCUGUAAGAGCAACCUAUCAGUCUGGAAGAGGUGUACAUUAGUCUGAAAGCAGGAUUUAGCUUUGUUAAUUAUUUGUUCCCCUGCUAGAAUAAUUAUGUUACCUGGGUGAUGCUCUUUCUCUGGCUAUGAGAGAAGCUCAGUUGCAUAUGUUCAUAUCCCUCCCUGGAGACAAUCCAGAUGCAAGUGGCACUUGCCAAUGUCCAGAGCACCCAGAAUUGCUUCAGAUACCCAAUUAAACUUGCUGUAAACAUGCUUUAUUAUUCCAUCAGGAUGAGCCCUUUCCAGAGUAAUGUGAACUUCUGAGAGAGCUCUCUAAGGCUGACAAAUUCCAAUGGCAACAAAAUAAAGGAUUUGCCUUUGACAGGGAAUUUCCAAUGAAUCUUGCCUGUCUGGUUUGACACUGCCACUCCCAGCUGUCUGCCCUGCCCCUCUGCUUAAGGUCACUUAAGUUCACCUCCAAGGUGAACUUACAAAAUAGUGUUUGCUUGCACCUCUGUCACCCCUGGUCAGAGCACAGCAAAUUAAUUAAGCUGCUGUUGAAGCUGGGUUUGUGCUAAAGUGCUGCACUAGCUCAGGCCCUUCAACAGAAACCUGAUUCAGACAAUGUAGAAUAGUGAUACUGCAGGGUAACACACUAAAAAUUGCAAGUGUAUGCAGCAGUGCCAUCAAAACCUUUUGUUAGGAAGGGGUGGCAAAGCCUCGCUUCUGUGGAGGAUCUUCUUUCUCCUGGCAGUCCUUGCUUCACCAGUGCCUGUCUCUUUGGGACAGGUAGAUGGGAAAACUAUUUGAGUUGUUCUGAUGUAAGAGCUCACAAUGAGCCCUGCGUUACACAAAAUUUAGAUAAGUUACAGCCCUGAGAAGCUUGCAGUCUUAAAAAAAAACCAAAAUGCUCUUCUGGAUCUGUGUCACUAUAGGAAUGACAGUUUUUCAUUGCUAUUUGACAUGGAUAAUUAGUCUGGUAGUAAGACAGUCCAGUUCUGUCUUAGGUUAAAUCCUUUGUGUUUUGUAUAUACAAGGGAAGGUGCAAAUAUCUGUUCUUAUAUCUCUCUUAAGACUGAUCCAUUCCUUUGGGCUUCAGCCUCUUGAUUUACAGCUGCUUCUAUUUUUUUAAAAAACUUAGUAUGAGCUGGAGUGCUACUUGCAACAUUUUGGAUGCUUCAUCAGCCACAACCAAACUUUGAGCUCCUGUGCAGUUAGGCAGCCUGUGUCUUGUAAGCCCUGCCCUGUUCACAUCAGUAGUAAUGGAGCAGGUUACAGCCGGAAGCAGUUUAAUUAGAUUCCAGAUUGGUUUCUCUGGGGCCAUCCCAAGGAAUUCAGAAAUGCACCCAACCCAAUGCCUGAAAUAGAACUUAGUCACACAUGGAGGAGUCUCUUUGGUCAUACACAUGCUGCUGCUUUCCUUGCAGCACUAAUGGACAUUUUUGUGGCUGCUGCACUUUCUGCAUGUAAUUGGCUGUUUUAGUAGCAGCUCAGUCACUUUCCUCUGAAAAGCCUUCCCCACUCUAGCUGUUGCCUCAGUGACCUCCACGGAGGAGGGGUAAAAGGCUAUCCAGAUAGCUGUCUGCAGGAAGCACACCUAGCUGAAUCUGUUGUGUAAGAUGAAUGCUGCAUGACCUUUAAGUGGGCAGUGCACUUUUGGCUGUGUUGCUUACUCCUCAUCCUUGUCUUUGAAAAGAUACUGGUAAACAAUCAGUUCCUGAUAGGCCAGGUCAGCUUCAAUUAUAGCCAUUCAAGGACUGAAGACAGCUUGGCAUCUUCCAGAAAGAGAUUCACCUUCUUUGCUUCUAUCUUUGUAGCAUGUCAUAAAGGAUGAGAUUUUCUUUCCCACUCAAAAUGUUUUUUAUGUAGGCUUCACCCCAACAAGAAUUGAAAUUAGAAAAGCACAUGAACUUUCAUACAUUCUGAGUUAUCUUGGUGUAAUCAAGAAGGCAAAGUUCCUUUAAAGCAACAUUCUUGCACAGUAUGUACAUACUAAACAUUGCAGCCUUAUGCUAGUGGUGGUGCUGAGAAACAGCAAAGUUAACUGGAAGAUAUUUGUAAAAAAAAUUUAAAAUGCUGAUUUUAGUCCAUACUUGUGGUCUAGGGUGAGAACAGCCAAUGUGUAAAUAAAAGCAAGUAUGAGUUACUACUGUUUAAGAACUAAACAAAAACCAAGUUGCUCUAAUUGCCUUGUGUUGCUUUUUCUUUUGCACCAGUGAGCUGAGAAAUCAUCUGCCCCUGGCCACAUGUUGCCUUGUUCCCAGUGAACACUGUGCUCAUUUGAAGUUCUCUCAUGCAGUGCUGGUGUCCUUAUGGAUCGGACCCAACUGCACAUCAUAGGGGCUGCAGCUUACUCCUUUCCUACUUGCAGACGGACAGAACAAAAGAAGUCUCGACGAGCUCCUGAGAAUUGUAUUCAGUGCUCCUUGGCCAGCAUGGAAAUUCCUAGAAGAAACUAAAGGAAGGACACCUUGUCCUGUUUCCCAGGCUAACAUGCUCUUUAAGAAUCAAGAAGAUGUACACUCUAGCUGCCUGCUAUGUGUGUAGAUCUGGAAGCAGUGGAGACUUCAAACCACUGGUACAAAGUUCACAAACUUGGUGAUGUUUCUCAGUAAUAAGUCCUAAACAUAUUCAGAAGUGCUGUUGCUGAUCCUGUUUUUUGUAGAGAAGACACACGUUUCCUUGUGACCAAAGCUGGGUGUUCCAUGUGAGCAAGGUCAUUUCUUCUGAGGAUUGGUGACUCUCCGGAGACCUUUCAAUCGACUAAGCAAUUCCGUAAUGAAGUCCUACAGUAAGAAUUGGUUAAAGAAGGAUGUCAUAUUAAUUCCAGUGCUCACCAGCCCAAAAAGUACUAUGGCACUUGCAUCAUUCCCACAUUUGCCUUUAUGUUGAGCAGAAACCAGAAUUUUGACAUACUUUGAGCAAACCUAUUUUUUAGCUUAGGAAAGGAGACCUUUUGAUGGAUCAAAAGGAUCUUAAAAGCUCCUCUACUUCCCUUCCCCUGUUUCCCUCUGGAACAGCCAUGUUUAUUUUCUCCCUAGGAGCUAGCCUGCCCCUCUUCAUCCCAGAUACCUGCUUUUUCUACCUUGAGAUGACCUCAGGAUGCUGUUGUCCUCUGUUAGGUUCCACUGCUUCCUGUUGCCACCAUAACCUCCUGCCCACUUCUUCUGCCUUUCCAAUCUAGGGCAAAGCAAGCUGUUCCUCUUGUUGAACCUGUAAAGCUCCAUGUUGUGGAUUGCAAACCAUCUUGGAGCUGUGCCAGCUCUACAAGGAAGUGGCUGGCAGAGAAGAGGUGGAGCAAAACACAUGUAGGACUAAUGAUAACGUUGAGCAGGGGUUGAGGGGAGGCAGAGCAGAUAGAUGAGCAGUUAAUGGAGAUAAACCCUGAAUACUUUGCUGACACAGCCAAGGACUAUGAACUAAACUGGACCAACUGGUUAUUCCAAGCAGAGGGCAAUGUGCAAACUUUACUCUCUGCAUGACAAGUAACAUCACCAUAAAGAAGUGUGCAGCCUUUCUUCACCCAAAGACAUAGCUACAUGUCCUUGUAAUUAGGCAAGGUCACUGGAACUAUUGCAGCUUAUUAGCAUUUGUGCUGUGUGGAAGCCCAGCUUCCUCACUUCAGUAUCAGACGUUGCCACAACUUGCUCUGGAAGUAAAUGCCUAGGAUCAUUCAUUCCUUUUCAGUUAGUCCUUUCAGAGGAAACCACUUUGUUUCUUGUCUGCCUUCUGGAAUUAGGUUGCUGAGAUCUUUCAAGAGGAUUCAAGAUCACCAGGGUAAAAGUACAUGGGUUUGCCAAUGGGGUAGCAGUAUCUGUAUUCAGCAGGUACCCUGCUGCCCACAAGACACCUUUGUGGCUUAUGAGUCAGUAGAGCAAACUCUUCAAUUAUCACUCAGGGAAUGUGGGAUUCUUGCCUCAGAUCUGAAAUUCACACACUCUGAAAACUAUUUCUGUAUUGCCAGCUUUGUUGAACCCCUGCUAGGAGACUAUCUGUAAUGAUUGCUACAGCCCAGUUUAAUUUCAGUGAUAGUCAUGCAUUCAUCUCAUUUUCUAUAUAUUCAUCACUGUACAGCUACAUAGGCUCGACAGGAUGUGGAGUCUGAGGAACGAUGUCUGAGCACAAUGUUCACAUGCAAUGCAUGUGGCUGAAGCAGUGAUGGGGGACCCCAUUUUGCACAGGUAUUCAAUGCAGCAGGCAAUUCCUCUGUGAUGCAUGCACUACACUGCAUACAUCACUACACAGGCUCCACUCCUCUGGACAUUGUGGCUGCUUGUGGGACUUUUUAACUCUCUAACUCAAGAUCAAUACUUGUAAAGUUCACAUGGGGAAAAGAAACCCACAUGUAUAACUAACUUACAUGGCAGUUAUCUGCCCAAUCCAACAUGAAGACCAUCUUACAUUCUUGUCAUUCAUAACCAUAGAGUGGUUAAAGCUAAGAAUGCAUUUAGUUGGCAGUGUGCAAUGUUGUUACGUGAACUGUGUUGCUAUCUAUGGCUUUUCUACACUGAGGACCAAAUAGCAACUCAGCCUAGUCAUUCCAAAAUUCCAAAACAUGGAAUGAAUGAACUUUCUUUGGUUGUAAAGCAUAAUUCCUUAUUUCCUCCAGUGCUCUGCCUUCAGCUCACCCAUGUAGAUUUACAUGUAAUUUUGUAACACAGCAGAAUAAAGUGGCAAACACCUCCCAUUAGGAUUAAAUGAAUCUACAGUACAGUAAUAUCUUGGCUAUUCAGCCAAGCAGCAACAAAGACACAUUGUAGCAGCACAGUAUAAUAUAUAACUAACAUACAUACAUGUGUAUGGUGCUUCACUCACCUCUGUAGGGCUGGAGCACUCAUGGAGGAUUUCCUAAAAAAACAAGGAGUCACCAUUUUAGUAUUUUUGAGUUGAUCUAAUCAUCUCCUCUCUACAAAAAAUGUAUAUAAUCUUACUACCUCUGACAAGUGAAAACACAGGGAAGCAUCAUACAACACUGGAAACACAUAUUCUCUACCCCCCACACCACUACUCUAAGAAGUCCCUAAUCUAAAGUCACCAAGUCUCUCUAUCUGACCUGUAGUUUUAAUUUCUGUUCUUCAUUAGGGACCUCCAGGAGAUCUUCAAGAUCAAUUUGUGGUUCAGGAGCUGCUGUCUCUGUUUCUUCCCUUAGCUAAAAAGAAAAAAACCCACCACAGUUAAUAAACCUUCCAACAUCUAAGAAAUCUAGAGUCCAUCUUUAAAGAACUGAGCAGCUGAGUUACAAACUGUGCUGCAAAAUUGAAGUCAUGAUAUAAAUCAUCUCAAAAUAAGGAGGUUCUUAUAAAGAGGGCACAGAUUCCAGCCCUUUUGCGUAGUCUGCUAGAACCACACCUCCUGAUGUACAUAUUCUUCAUCUUUUCCCACCACUGCACUGCUCAGGGAUCAUAAUCCAUCAUGGAAAGACCCUUUCAAGAGUAUCCAACAGCAGUGCAAUUUAAGACAGCCUGUGACACCCCUCAUCUAUGAAGAGUUCACCAAACAAAUCCAGCAGGCUUAGUGUUUGAGAGGCACAAAUAAUACAGGAAGAUUUUAGGCUUUUAUGCUAAUUACAUUCAUAUACUUUGUAUUUAUACUAAGGCUUUUUGCAGCAAUGGAGAGAAAAACAAUUAUGCUGUUGAAAGACCUAACAGUAUUUUGCCAGCUUUCUCUAACAGACAUGAGUGGGACAUAAUAGUCUUCUUUAAUGUAAGAGGGACCCCAAGUUUUGGUGACUGGAGUAAUAAUCUUGUACUACAUCGGGGUGUUAGUUGGAACAUUUGUAAAACUUGAUCCCAGACACAUUAAAGCUUCAAAAGUCUCUACAAGUCUUUAA
Pipra filicauda (Wire-tailed manakin) is the source of this 7952-nucleotide messenger RNA. RefSeq names its product zinc finger FYVE-type containing 19 (gene ZFYVE19). Bases 159 to 1424 code for a protein of 421 amino acids. Gene Ontology annotation, cellular component: midbody; centrosome; cleavage furrow. The record is from RefSeq and is a predicted model, not a curated record. Gene Ontology annotation, biological process: abscission; mitotic cytokinesis checkpoint signaling. Gene Ontology annotation, molecular function: phosphatidylinositol-3-phosphate binding; metal ion binding. The transcript has 12 exons. NCBI's taxonomy places the organism in Eukaryota, Metazoa, Chordata, Aves, Passeriformes, Pipridae.